CAAGAAUGUCAGCCAAAUCAUCAGCUCGCGCUUUUAGAUAGGGUUUAUGUUUUUUUACGUAAAGUGUUAAUGAUUUUAAUUUGAGACCGACAAUUUAACAUUUUAUAUAAAAAAAUGGACCGUUUUAUAAGUAUGUGGAAGGUGCGGGAAUUGGCGGACAAAGUGACAAAUGUGGUGAUGAACUACACAGAAGUAGAGGGCAAAGUACGGGAGGCGACAUCCGACGAGGCUUGGGGUCCCACUGGUCAGCAGAUGCAAGAGCUAGCUCUGGCCACGUUCACGUACGAACAUUUCCCGGAGGUUAUGUCGAUGCUGUGGAGACGAAUGCUGCACGAUAACAGAGCGCAUUGGAGGAGAACUUAUAAGUGCUUACUACUACUCAGCUACCUUGUCCGCAAUGGUUCGGAACGCGUAGUGACCUCGGCCCGAGAACACAUCUACGAUUUACGCUCGUUGGAGAACUACUCAUAUGUAGACGACUUGGGAAAAGAUCAGGGCAUAAAUGUUAGACACAAAGUUCGAGAACUAAUAGAUUUCAUACAAGACGAUGAGAAACUUCGUGAGGAGAGAAAAAAAGCGAAGAAAAACAAGGACAAAUAUAUAGGUAUGUCGUCUGAUGCGGCCGUGAUGGGAAUGAGGAGCGGUUCUGGGGGCUGGGGCGAGUAUAGCGAUCGCAGUAGCAAUUGGGACGAACCAAAGGACAGAAGAGUAGAUGAAGAAGAGGAAUACGACAGGGACGACUCUGAUGGUGAUUACAGCCAUAGGAAACCGCACAAAGAGAACGUGUACCGCGACGCGGAGAGUGUUGGUGGUGGUGUGGUGGCAGUGGGUGGUCGCCAGUCCCCUGAACUACCCACGGGGAAGUCGCUCAACAUCAGUCUCAAGAGCCCGCCCGCCAGGAAACCCAGCACUCCGGUUAAGAAAAUAGACCUUGGUGCAGCCGCGACAUAUGGCAAAUCGUCCGGACCUACUCCCGCGCCGACCCCCACCACGGUCCAACCGCGAUCCCAUACCGCACAACAAUCACAAGAGCUGCUCGACGAUUUGUUCAAGACAUGCUCUGCACCCACUACUGGCAACCUCAUGCUAGAAGACGACUUUGAUCCCAGAGCGGAAGAACAGAAACCAGCGACGAAAGAAAAUGCGGAAUUUGGCGAGUUUGCGAAUGCGUUUGGUGCGCCUCCCGCCAGCGGUGAUGACGGCUUUGCAGACUUCACCAGCGCGUUCACUGCGGCCUCACCACCCGCACCAAAUGCAACAUCGCUUGCAGCACCGGCCCCAGCGCCACCACCAGCGGCCGUCAAUUCACCGGCAUCGAACUUAGAUUUGCUGAGCGAUCUGUCGGGCCCGAUGCCUUCGUUUGGAAUAGAGUCGCUGGGCGGACAGCUUGCAGCUACCACUCUGCAGCCGCUUCAACCCUCACUGCAACCUGCUCAUCAAGGCGAGGCAAAGACCAAACUGACUUCCCCGCAAGAACACUUACAGCAAGCUAUCAAGAAUUUUCUAGACAGUUUACAAUCAAUAGAGAAGAUAAAGUCUGAAAAUGAUGUGAAUAUUAUUAGAACAUGUUUCGAAAAUCUGAAAAAUUAUCUCCCAGGGCCAAUCACAGUGCAGAAAUUGAGUGGAAUUGACGAAAUACUUUUUACUAACGAAGUAUUGGAGUCUUAUUCACUACUGCUUAGUUGUGUAAUAAGGAUUUUGCUGCCCCACUGGCCAUUGUUCAAAGAUGAACUAAUAAAUCUCUUUACACCAGAAGAAAGCUUCAGACUUAGUCUUGAAAUAUUAUUGACAUUAUGUGGUUUUCUUAAAAAUGAAAGUACAUUUGUAUGUAAAGCGAUUACGUUUCUUUUACUACGAUAUGUCAAAGGCGACAUUGUAUUAACAGGUGUUGUGGAUUCCUGUGUCGUAGAACUGCCUAAUGAAAAAGAUAUUUAUAAACAUCAAUUGGAAUGGGAAAAUUAUGUACAAUUAUUGGUAACUCUCCCCGAGAGGGUUGCAAACAAACUUGAAACCGAAACACCUAAGGAAUUCUCCCAUGAAAAUUAUUCGUACAACCUAGUUUUCCAUAUUAUACGUUGCAUAGACUUCUUAGCAGAAAGCAGUUAUGCACAACGCGCUCAAUAUAAUAUCUCUUAUUUAUCUCAACUGUUAUCUAAAAUAAUAAUCAACUAUAACAUGAAUGGUAACUCUGAAGCUAUUAUAAAAUUUAUUGAUGUUCUUAUAACAUGGACUGACGAUAAAGAAAUGAGUAAAUUUGUGAAAAGAAAGUUAAUACAAACUAUAUUUCAUCAGUUAAAUCGACAAGCUAUAGAUUGCCUAUCUGUUAUUUUAUUGAAGAAAUGUCCCAUAGACUAUCGUAGUCAAGAGCAAUGCAUACUAAACCUACUUGGAGAUAACAUAAACACAAAUAAAGAUUGGGCUGACAUUUUAACUAACAAAGUACCUUUUUAUAUUAAGUACAUGGACUAUAAUGACACAACGGUCGCAGAGAAUUUGAUUUACUAUAUAUCGACUGCUAAAAAUUGCGUCGAUACAUUAUCAGAACUUAUUUUAAGACUAGCAUAUGUGUGGUCUGACGUUCAACUGAAUAAUGUUGGUAAUAUACCAGAACAUGUAUAUAUAUCUCAAUUACUAAUUUUAGCUGUAAAGUAUCGUGUCGUUAUGUCAUCUUUACGAAAUAUAACUUGGUCUAUAUCCAGAUUGAAAACAGUUUUGUUUAAAGGUAUGUCUAAACAUUUAGAUGUUUUAUCACAAGAAUUUAGAUGCAUUGGCAUGGCAACUAUUGAAAUUAUAUUCAAAAUACUAGCAGACCUAGACACAUCUGAUAAGGAAGCUGCAAAUAGUCUCAAUUUUGAUUACGAUGACAUGGGAGAUGUUUGUAAAGGAAUAUAUAAUAUACUCAAAAGAAUCUCAAACAGAUGUUUAAUUGAUGUAAAACAUGAAACCGCUCAAAGACUACGAGAAAUAAAUGUAAAGAAUAUUUUCGAUACAAUCAUUAACAAAGUUGUAGAUGAAGAGUAUAGACCUGUUCAGAACACAAUAGUGACUUGUGCUGUUAAAAGCCCAGAACAAACUAAGGAGAUAGUGAAAACUAUUAUAUCUGUUAAAUUAGAUGCCCUAGAGAAAAAGAGAACUUCUGAUGUAGAAGACUUAGAUUCAGACGACGAUCUGCAACCUUAUGAUAUGAGCAACGACAUACCAGUUUCUGCUAAAAAACAGCCAAAUUAUCUUAGAGACCUUCUGGAGAUGUUAGUCGAAGCUAAAGAUGUGGAAACCUUUGAAGCAAGUCUCAUAGUUUCUGAAGAUUUAGUCGCUAGACAGUUGAAGACUGAAGAUUCAAAAUUAGCUAUAGAACUUUUGAAUUUAUUUGUUCAUUUAGAUGAUAAAUAUAAUGUUGAUAACUUUGAAACAAUAAAAUUUAACACGACUGUUGCAAUAGUCUGUAGUCAACCGAAAGUUUGCGCCGAGCAACUAUGCAAAGAAAUUCAUACCGAUGUUGGGCGUUACUCAAUAGCAACAAAAAUGUUUAUGCUCGAUGUAUUAUCGGAAGCUGCCAAUAGAAUAGCUGAUGUGAGACCACAUGUCGAUGAGAAACCUAAGGCAAAAGUCGUUACCAAAAUUGAGGAUGAUAUGCUGGCCGAGGAAAUAAUACGAAAGCGAUUGAUCAACAAAACUAGAUAUUUUCACUCGAAAAGACCACAUCCGUUUGCAAAAGCUAAAAGAAAUGAGUUUGCUGCUGUAUCCGAUAGUUUUUUCUACCCUCUAGUGGGAGGAUUUGGUGUCAAACAAUUAACUUUAAGUCACCAUAAUUUGAAACAAGAUGUUGAUAAUAUUCUCUUACUAAAAUAUUUGUCUGUAGUUGGAAAUAUAGUGCUUGCAUCAAAAAAUUGCCCUAAAUGUCCGAUAUAUUGUUGGGAAAUACUCCAAAUGAUGACAUACAUGAGAUACACUCCAGAUCCAAGAUUACAGUCUUGUGUUAUAUCUAUAGUGGCUUCAGUCAUUUUUGCAUUACCACCUUCUAUAUUAAAAUCCGAAUUUUUCGACGUGUUAAUUGAUUUUAGACAUUGGUUCGCUGAAUGUCUCAAUAACGUAGACUUGACUAUGAGAUUGGGCGGACCGAAGUCAGAAACAGCGAUCUUUGCCGGACAAGUCCUAUGGUUGUUAGAAAAAAGUUUAAUGGACACAGAUGAAUAAAAUUCAUAAAAGAAAUACAUUAAAAGAUGCGGAAAAGAUUUAUAUUUUAAUAAAAAUGACUUCCAGACCAACAAGUGGAGAUUAUAACUGUUUCAAUAACGUCUCAGAACUAUUAAAAGUACUGAAUGUUUUUGCUUGCCAUAUCGAGGCCAUUAGUUUGCGUAAACUGAGAGAUUAGUUGUAAGAAAUUGUAGUAUUUAAAAAUCAUAUGUUAAGUUUAGU
This is a messenger RNA of Achroia grisella, 4416 nucleotides long. RefSeq names its product clathrin interactor 1 (gene lqfR). The transcript has 11 exons. The record is from RefSeq and is a predicted model, not a curated record. The coding region runs from base 115 to 4194 and encodes 1359 amino acids. Gene Ontology annotation, cellular component: plasma membrane; endosome; clathrin vesicle coat. Gene Ontology annotation, biological process: endocytosis. Gene Ontology annotation, molecular function: clathrin binding; phospholipid binding. NCBI's taxonomy places the organism in Eukaryota, Metazoa, Arthropoda, Insecta, Lepidoptera, Pyralidae.